This is a messenger RNA of Plasmodium inui San Antonio 1, 3867 nucleotides long. RefSeq lists its product as hypothetical. The transcript has a single exon. Gene Ontology annotation, biological process: regulation of mitochondrial mRNA stability; mitochondrial RNA processing. Gene Ontology annotation, molecular function: RNA binding. Gene Ontology annotation, cellular component: mitochondrial matrix; ribonucleoprotein granule. The coding region runs from base 1 to 3867 and encodes 1288 amino acids. The record is from RefSeq and is a predicted model, not a curated record. NCBI's taxonomy places the organism in Eukaryota, Apicomplexa, Aconoidasida, Haemosporida, Plasmodiidae.
AUGAGAGUCAGUCGGGUCCAUCACCAGCAGAGACAACACAACUCAUGUAGCAACACCAGACACAGAAAAAUAAUAAUCAUUCCAUUUAACCAGAAGGAUCAGACUCUCCAUUAUAAAAACAUCCCAUUCUGUGUAGAGCUUCUAGAUCGGAAAAGCAAAAAUGAUCUCCUAGAAAUAUACAAGACGGUGAGAAAUAUAGACGAGAGGAAGAAUCUGCCAUCUGAUUUUAUCGAUAACUUAUUUCUAUGCACGAGGAAGUUUGUCCGCUCUCUCCUACCACAUGAGUUUGUACGAAUAUACAAAACAAUGAUAGUCUUGGGGAAGAAGGACAGAGAGCUGAACUUGCUGAUGCACCAGCAGAUGAAGAGGAUACAUGCCAGCUUCGACGUCACCAGCAUUAGCAAGCUGUUUCAAUUCUUUACCUUCGGCAAGUGGAAGCCGGUGCAUUUGAUAAAGGUGCUCACCGAGACGUUCCUCAGGCACCUGGAGAGGGAGGCGGCACACGAAGGUGAUUCAAUCAAGUCAGCUAAGUCGAGCGAGUCAGCCGAGUCAGUCGCUUUCGCCGCUCCCGCCGCUCCACCCCUGCUGCCCUGGCACGUGCGCGAACUGGUCGCCAUUUUCUGCUUCUUCCGAAUAGACUCGAAGAAACACAUAAAAUCCAUCUUCCACCACUGCGCCCCAUGGAUAGCGAAGAACGUGCAAAAGUUUACCCCCAAAGAUGUCACCAUCAUUCUGUAUAGCACCGUGCAGCUGAGGAGGCAGGAUCCUAUUAUCCUAACCGCUGUAGUGAAACAUGUGGUCUUUAAGGGGGACUCGUUUGAGUUUUUCCAGCUAGCCAUUAUCCUUAACUGCUUCGCCAAAUUGGGAGAGAAGAACAACAAGCUGUGCAGAGUUGUGUGCGACCAGGUUAAAAGGAGGAUGCGUCCAACGGCCUCGCCAGGGGUAGCCACGGCAGGCGUCUCCCCCGACGAAGUGAUCGAAAUAGGUCCCAUUGGGGUAGGAGCGGAUUGUGCGACAAGUGCGGUGGGCGGUCUCGCCACGUUUCUUUCCGCUUCCCCGGCCGCUCCCUCCGCUGCUGACCGACCAAGUGGAUGCAGAGUCGACCCUAAGAGGGAUUCCACAACUGCACAGAGGCACCAUCGAGGAAGUACCACUCUAGGGGGAUACCCCCAACCGAAAGACGUGUCUGUACUGCUGAACGCACUGAUAAAGCUAGAACACUACGACAAUGCAACGUUUAGCUGCCUCAUCCCAUUCAUCGUAAACAACGCUUCCAAGUUCUCCCCCCAAUCACUAAGUAACUUGAUUCACGCAUAUUCUCAGAUGCAAAUAAAAAACACCCUGAUGCUGGAGAGGCUUUCUGAAGAAUGCAUUAUGAAGAUGAAAAAGUUUAAAAAUAUCGAGAUGAGUAAUUUGGCUAACUCUCUUAUUCGAUUGAACGUAAAAGAUAAAGUUUUGUUUACUUACCUGAUUGAUGAGUUUCUGUACAGAGCCACCAUUGGGGUGAAGUAUAAGGGCUACCAGUUUGACGUGGUUUCUCUGCAACAGCUUGCUUACUCCUUUAGCAAGGUGGGUCUGAGCGAUGAGAAGGUCUACGUCGUCCUGCACCGGCUGCUGCUUCGAAGCAUCAGUCAGAUUCGGAAAGGUGCCAGCCAGGGGGCUCGACCCUCUGCACUGGUAGGGGGGAAGAGAGGUGAGGAGCGGCAUGAACUGAGGGAUGAGCCGCCUCCCCGUCUCGACGAAGACAUCGUUCGGAGGGGACCCCAGUUCGACUUCCUUUGCCUGUCCACAUUCGUGAACUCCUACGCCGCUGCAAAAAUGAAGCCCAAGCAUUUGUUCCAUUUUGUCAGUUACAUUAUAAGGGAGAAAAAAAAAAAAAAAGAGUUACUGUCAAAUCAGUCCUUAUGCUGUCUAGUGUAUGGGCUAGCCAAACUGGAACUUCCAGAUCGGAAGAUCCAUCAGUUUUUACUCAAGGAAGGUACCGAACGAGUAGACACACUGAAGCCAUUCCAGGCGGUGCUUCUCCUCUACUCGUUUAGCAAACUAAGAAUAUACUCACGCAUGUUUGUGAAGAGAGCAGUGCAGCUGUGUAGUCGGAACAUCCACCAGUUGUCUUUGGCCGAUUUAUCCUUAGCAUGCUACUCCCUCUCAAAUAUGCUCUACAGAGAUGUCAUUUUUUUGUACAAAGUGUCCAAAGUUAUUCUUCUAAACAAUUUCAAAUUAGAGAAGACCAACGUGUGUCAGUUGUUUAAUUCGUUUACCAAACUGUGUUUCUUCGACAAGCCGUUUUACCAUCUGGUGUUUCAGAGAAUGGUUGUCUGUAUGCACGACUUGGGGGAGAAGGAGCUCGCCAACGUGGCACUCUCCUUCGCGUACUACUUUCACGCGGCCAUGCUGUGCCUUUGCGACGGGGAGACGCAUAAGCAGGAGGAGAGGCAAGAAGAAGAGCGACCGGAGAAGAGCUCGGAGAAACGAUCGGAGAAGUGGUCGGAGAAGCCAUCGGAGAAGCCAUCGGAGAAACGAUCCGGGAAGCCCCACCUGGAGACGAGCUGCGUGGGGGGGGGCCCCCUAUCGGAGCGCCACCUCGUGCAAAGCAGCCCGGAGCUCUUCUUCAGAAACGAACUGAACAUUUUUUUCAACCUCAUUUUUCUGCUAAACGAAAAGUACCGCCAGCAAUUAUCCAUUAUAACCAUCCAGCAGCUGCAGAUAGUAGACCUCUACCUCAGGGCAUUCUUCCCCAAGUACUGCGAUUUUCCCGCAUUUUUAAAAACCUUCUUUCUCAAGGUCAGGAGUGUGAAGCUCCACAUCGAUGACUAUCUAAUUAUGUCGUCCAAAACACACCGAAAUGUGUCCCGUUUCCUCAGCCUAGUUGGCGUUGCGCAUAGAAGCGAAGUUCAGUUCGGCCCCUACCAGCUCGACAUCGUGGUGGACUUCCUGCAAAAUAAAAAAAAAAUCAGGGCAGUCUUCCCAAGCGGGGGAAACUCCGGCGUAGAAGCUCACCCCGGCGUGGAAGCUCACCCCGGCGUGGAAGCUCACCGCAACGUAGAAGCUCACCGCAACGUAGAAGCUCACCGCAACGUAGAAGCUCACCCCAAUGUGGAAGUCCCCCCUAACGUCGACCUAAUUUGCAGAACGGAAACGCCGGAGGGACAUACCCCUCUCGAAGAAAGUAGCCAUUCCGAAAGACCAAAUGCGUACAACGUGCUGGAGGGAAAAAUAAAAAAAAACAUCCUCGUCGAAGUGGAUGGGGUGUCUCACUUUUACAGGGAGAGUCACAGUAGGACCAUCAAUUCGAUUAUAAAAAACUUCAUUUUGAAGAAAUGCGGAUGGCACAUAAUACACGUCCCUUAUCAGGAAUGGAAUCAGUGUGUUGAUUUUAGGAGGAAGCUUCUAUACGCGGUUCAGCUGUUGCGAUACAUUUUGCGCAUCAACAAGGAGGACAUCUCCGUGGGGGAUUUUCUUCACCUUUUGGAAGAACACCUCCCUGUACAGGGAAAAACAUACGGCAAAGCAUCGGACGCAUGGAAGCUUAAAAAUGAAGAACACGCCAGAUUUGUAGAAGAGGAAAGAAUCACUUCUCACCACGGAGAGGUGAAGAGUGGGGCCGAUCGAAUGGACACCCCCCACUUCUACACCGUCAGCGAAGAGGAGCUGUUUCGCAAUCAGACGAAGAACAGAAGCAGACAUCAAAAGGGAUUAAUGGAGAAGAUGCGCCAGGACAACCAACUGAGCUACCACUUUAACAUGGUACGCCAAGAGGGUAGCGGCGAGGGGGAGGCUGUUGCGAGCGGACCGGAUGAGCUGUCACCCCCCGUCAGACCUCAGGGGGGUGAUCUCAGAAGUGACACCUUAGAGGUGACACCAUAG